This is a messenger RNA of Trichophyton rubrum CBS 118892, 2133 nucleotides long. RefSeq lists its product as uncharacterized. The transcript is spliced from 2 exons. Lineage: Eukaryota; Fungi; Ascomycota; Eurotiomycetes; Onygenales; Arthrodermataceae. Gene Ontology annotation, molecular function: protein binding; glycosyltransferase activity. The record is from RefSeq and is a predicted model, not a curated record. The annotation marks the transcript as partial. Gene Ontology annotation, biological process: protein O-linked glycosylation.
AUGCUGCCGUCAGUGGCACACCAGCCUCUCCAGUUCCUCCCGCACCGCCAUACUCAGUCCGUUUACUCAGCCAAUACUCCUUACGAACUCCACGGACAAGGCAUACAUUCUUUCCAGGAUGACUUCCAAAUCUCACAAUACGCCAACCACGGGCCAUCCUCUUUGAUCAGAGGGAGCAGGACGCAUUGCCCACGACCAAUCCAGCGGCCUGAGAUACACAGCCUGUCAGAUGGCCGAUUACCCGGCAGUUCUGCCUCGCAAGAGAAUACGUUACGACGGAAAACACCCAAUGGUACUCUUGCUGCCGGCUACGAUGCUACUCCUGGAGAUAGGUCUAUUCAGCAGCCUGCUACCAAACACAUUCUCGUCUCCUCGCUCGAUAAUAGCCAGAUAAUGCCCCAACCUGGCCUCUCCCUCGAUCCUCUACAGCAAUUUAAGACCGUCGAACCGCUACCUCUUUCGCAGCACCAAAAUUUUCCUCCCGCGUUCAAGCAAGAUGCAAAUAGAAUAAAUACUGUGCACAACGGUAUACCACAAGACUUUCCAAACACUAACUGGAUUAGAUCUCUAAAUCCCCCUCAAGGAGGCAUCGACUCGGUUUUAAAUCAGGCCUCCAGCUUAUCUACAGGUCAGAGGUAUAACUACUGGCAGAACCUGCCCACAGUUCCCACAGUGCUUGCGUCCUCUUUUCAACCUGGCCUCGGGAGCCCUGAGUCCGCCGCUACAGCGCAGUAUGGCCAAUACUGGCCUGACGGGCCAUACAUGCCACCGUACCGACCUGCCACUUUUGGAGAUACGAGAUAUCAAUCUACCCCGUCAUUAGGACAACACUCGCUGCCCACUAAUAACAGGCUCGCAGACGCUCAAUCACUUUUUAACAGACAAUCUCUCCCCCCUUCCGAAUUUCUUGCACCAGGCUUCUCCUGGAACCCACUCCCAGCCCAGUCAGCUAUAAACGCGCAACAGCAGCAUCAAGUUUAUGCUCACGACCUCUCAAGACCGCAACAACAUUAUGCUCCCAGUCAUAUCCCUCAAAAGGCGCCCGAUCAAAUCUGGGAUCAACCCCAGUUGCAGUAUGGGCCAUCACUUCCUUCAAAACAUGAUGUACAUCAUUUGGAUUCGGUUGACUCUUUACGUUGGCAACAAACUUCACGGAAUGGCUUGCAUCCAUCUACAUCCAACGUUGCCAGAUCGCCGAGGAACCCUGAGUUCAAAGAGAAGACCCUCUCAUGGGCUCAUAGCGUUUACGUCGAUCUUCUUGCAUCGUUGCAUAAUGCCAGGAAGAAAGCCAGUCAGGGUGCAGAUUCCCAGUCUCGCGAGCCUCUCAAACCUAGCAUAUACCCUAAACCCCCAAGGCAACCAGCCUCCGACUUCUCACAUUCCGAAAACAUGGCCAGAAAACCUAAGAGUCGCGAUCCACAAGUCCAGGCCAUGAACAUGCACCCGCAACGAAGCCAUUCCAUCCACCUAGAUCAAUCCGUGGGUGGAUUUUUCGACACAAAGAGACACCCUGCCCACAGGCAAUUCCCAUCCAUUGAUGAUUCCGCUCAGUUGAGGCAUCUAAAUCAGCCCUUCGAUCAUGGAAUGUCUUCUGACAUGUCGAUGAAUGGAUAUCGGACGAUCCGGCGUAGUCAUGGGGCUUCGAUGUCUCGUAUGUUCAGCCCUGCGCACGAAGCAAUGUCGAUAUCUGAAAAGGCUGUUUCUGCUUUGGAAAUGCUUGGUAGUCUCUGCAAGGAGAGUGGCUGGACAUGGAUCGAUGGAAUGCUCAUUGGUGGCUGCCUUGCCUAUGGCCUAGGUGACUAUAACAGAGCUCUGCGUUGGUAUAACCGAGUUAUCAACCAAGAUUCUACGCACGUUGAAGCAAUAUCCAAUCUUGCUGCCUCGCUUCUUGCUUUGGAACGUCGAGAAGAAGCUCUUCAGCACUGGUUGCGAGCUAUAAAAUUACGCCCAUGCUACUUUGAUGCUGUCGAACAUCUCAUCGGAUUGUUAUGCAGCAGUCAGCGAGGGAGGGAAGCUGUCAAUAUCGUUCAAUAUGUUGAAAAUUCUUUAAGAUUACCACCAAGCGGUGACUAUUUCAAGUCUAAUCGUGCCUGCGAUCAGUCCGAUACGGAGUCAGAAGAUAGGGAAUCCAGU